AAAAAAGGGUGCAAAAUGAUGGAAGGUUUUUGAAUUGAGCGCCAUCUGAUAUUAUGGCCCUCGGACUACUCCCAUUCUCAAAGCAGUACAUCGACAUGAACCUCUCCGUAGUUUGUUUGCGUUCAUCGGCUGUAUGUAUGAAUUUCGUGGUGUUCGCAGGUUACAAUAAAGCAGAUAAUUUUUCAAUUAAAGUUGACUUAAGAUUGGAAUCGUAGUGUAGUGUGCGAAAACGAUUAAUCGCCGGAUACGGAAUCCAUAACUGUUUAAUGGAUCCGACUAUCGGUUGGUAUCAACCGGAGCAGUUCGGCCCUGCUAAGGACUUAUGGUUACACAUUUGGGAAGCUGAGAAAGGUCUCGAUAUCUUAACCCUGAAGAACGAUUCGUCGUCGAAUGUGAUGGGCGUUAAAAUGCAACAGGAUUUUAUAGCUUUCGACUCGGUGAAUAAUCGUACGGGAGAUCGUGGUCAGCAAAAUACUUGCAAUAGUUAUUAUAACCCAUCACGUAGGAAAGGUGAUAAUCGUGCUAGUACCUACGGCAUGAACUACAAUUAUGAUGCCUUGGUCGGAGAAUACGGUGGAUGCCCGUGGCGUGUGCCUAAUAAACAUUAUUCUAAAGGAGUUAUUGGGUUACACGAAGAAAUAGAAGAUUUCUUUUCAUAUAUGUGUCCAUCCAAUGAAGAACAUAAUUUAAGAAUACGAGUGGUUAAACGUAUAGAACAAGUAAUAUAUGAUCUUUGGCCGGAUUCGAAAGUUGAAGUAUUUGGAAGUUUUCGUACUGGUCUAUAUUUACCCACUAGUGACAUAGAUUUAGUUGUAAUUGGAAUGUGGACAAAUCUUCCACUACGUACAUUGGAACGUGCUUUAUUAGAUCAAAAUAUCGCUGAACCAUCUUCUUUAAAAGUUUUGGAUAAGGCCAGUGUUCCAAUUGUCAAACUUACCGAUAAAGAGACAGAAAUUAAAAUAGACAUUAGUUUUAACAUGAAUAAUGGUGUAAAAUCAGCAGAAUUGAUAAAUUCUUUUAAAAGACGGUUUCCUGUAUUAGAAAAGCUUGUUAUGGUACUGAAACAAUUUUUAUUACAAAGAGAUCUUAAUGAAGUAUUUACUGGUGGGAUUUCUUCAUACAGUUUAAUACUUAUGACCAUCAGUUUUCUGCAAUUACAUCCUAGACAAAAUGCUUAUUGCUCAAGUGCUAAUUUGGGAGUAUUAUUGAUUGAAUUUUUGGAACUCUAUGGUAGGAAAUUCAAUUAUGUAAAAACAGGCAUUCGAGUAAAAGAUGGUGGUACUUACAUAUCUAAAGAAGAGGUUCAACGAGACAUGAUAGAUGGACAUCGACCUUCCUUGUUAUGCAUAGAAGAUCCACUUACACCUGGUAACGAUAUAGGUCGUAGUAGUUAUGGUGCUCUGUAUGUAAAAGAUGCAUUCGAUUGGGCGUAUUAUGUUCUUUCUCAAGCAGUCAGUCCUUUAAAUAUUCUAGUUAAUGAUGCAAAUAAAGUAAGUAUAUUGGGAAGAAUAAUUCGUGUGACAGAUGAGGUAAUAGAGUAUCGUAGAUGGAUUAAAGAAACAUUCCCAGUACCACUGAGUGAAGUGGACUCUCUGUCUAGCUCAACUGGAUCUGAUGCAUCCACUCUCUCAGCACCAGCUAGUGACACGGAUUCAGAAUGUAGUCGUGGAAAUUCACCAAAUACAGGUGGAAAAGGAGAAGAAAAUGCUAAAGAGCGGCAUGUAUUUAACAAUCAACAACCUCAUCAUCAUUCUCAAUGGAAGAAACCUUUUAAAACAACUACUCACUUAAAUCAUCAGCACAGUUCUAGAGGAAAUUAUCGUGGAAUAAAUAAUAAUAUAGGUGGACAAAAUAAAAUAAAACAUAAUCUUCACAGUAAUGGUAGUCAUAACAAUAGCACUAGUCACAGUCCAAAUUCAAGACCACACACAUUGAAGAGAAAGAAACAAUGCGUAACACACACACAGCGUGGUCCUGGAGAUUGUGUACGGUGAUGAAUUGUGCAAAGUAAUUUUGAACAAUGUUAAAAUAUCACUUAAGACACGAGUUUAAUAUUAUGAUCGUGUGAUAAAGCGACAGCAAAUCAUUUUUGUCACAUAUUAACUAAAUCAUUCUGUCGCGACAUCAUCCUUGUAAGUUUUCUCCAUUCAGUCUGCAGAAGGGGUUAAUAUUUACAAUUAAGCAUUUGCAAUUCGAAUACGAUAUUAUUCUUGACAGUACAAAAGAUACCCCUGAAGUAGCUAUAUUUUUCAUUUUCCAAGAAUAUAUUUCACUCUGUACGAGAGCUUGUGUACCAAAGACGCGCGUACAGAAUUGUAAUA
This is a messenger RNA of Vespa velutina, 2321 nucleotides long. Its product is annotated as terminal nucleotidyltransferase 4B-like. Gene Ontology annotation, biological process: RNA 3'-end processing. The record is from RefSeq and is a predicted model, not a curated record. Gene Ontology annotation, molecular function: poly(A) RNA polymerase activity; mRNA binding. Gene Ontology annotation, cellular component: TRAMP complex; nucleolus. The transcript has 8 exons. NCBI's taxonomy places the organism in Eukaryota, Metazoa, Arthropoda, Insecta, Hymenoptera, Vespidae. The coding region runs from base 267 to 1994 and encodes 575 amino acids.